This is a messenger RNA of Branchiostoma belcheri (Belcher's lancelet), 1752 nucleotides long. RefSeq names its product alpha-2,8-sialyltransferase 8B-like. Gene Ontology annotation, biological process: oligosaccharide metabolic process; N-glycan processing. The transcript is spliced from 5 exons. The record is from RefSeq and is a predicted model, not a curated record. Lineage: Eukaryota; Metazoa; Chordata; Leptocardii; Amphioxiformes; Branchiostomatidae. The coding region runs from base 138 to 1238 and encodes 366 amino acids. Gene Ontology annotation, molecular function: alpha-N-acetylneuraminate alpha-2,8-sialyltransferase activity.
CUUUCAGAAUAUUGCCCCUUCCAAUGAGGGAGGGCGUUGUUCCCAACAUCGUAAUUCUAUCAAGAAUACCAUAAAUACUACUUAAUAUAUUAUUUGAGUAAAUAGAUGGAGAAUCGUACACAAGAUACCAGUUCAAAAUGGGGCUAGCCAAAAGCAAGAAAAAGUGGCAGGAAGAUGGCCAGAUUGACAAACGAGACAAAGUGUUGAUGUUUCUGGCGCUGGCGGGGUUGUCGUGUAUGUCACUGUUUCUCAACCUGGACUAUGAUGUGAUGCAGGAAAGUCUUCGGAGAGCGCGAGAUUUAACCCGUUCGACAAACGGGAGUCUUGAAGUAAAAUCCGAGCGUCUUGAAGAGCGUCGUGAAGAUGUUUAUGACUCCUUCUCCUGGCCUGUGAAUGAGACAGCCAUCAACGAACUUAAGCAACUGACUAAGAUGCUUGAUCCCGGGAGGCUGCAUCAGCGAGAAAUAAGGGGCACGGUACGUGAGCAGCCCUUCGUAUGCAGGACAAAGAGUGAGGACAACUGUCUGCUCCAGGGGUAUGACCAGAUUCUACACUACAACACCUGCGCCAUCUUGGGCAGCGGCGGCAUCCUAACCGGCAGCCUUUGCGGCGAUGAAAUUGACUCGCACGAUUUUGUCCUCCGCUUCAACCUCGCUCCUAUAGACGGUUACCAGAAAGACGUCGGCUCCAAAACCACCCUGACCAGCCUGAACAACGCAAUCAUGUUCAACGUCAACAUACACCCCGAGUUGAACCCCUUCGCCCAUUCCUUGCGGCUUUCGAACCGUACUAUGUUUCUUGCUCCCAAGGGCAGGUUCACUAGAGUCUUCAAGCGUUUUUACGAGGCAGUCCGUACCAACCGCGUAGUCGUCAACCUGAAAUAUUUUGGAGAAAGCACGCACGUAAAUGGACUUUUGGGUAUGUUGGAUACGGUUUCCGAGCACGUGAACAGUCCACUGAGAGGCGAGCCUACAAUCGGCCUCAUGACGAUCCUGAUGUCCACACACUUCUGCCGGCGGAUCAACCUGUACGGCUUCUGGCCUUUCGACACGGACGCCAACAACCGGACCGUGCCCUACCACUACUACACCAUCCCGCACUUCGAGCCCAGGUAUGGGAGAGAGGAACCGCACAAGAAGGGGGAACAACACGACUUCGACCAAGAGUUCGCGUUCUACCAGGAACUACAGAGACGUGGUGUUCUACAUAUCAUGAACAGGGCGUGCAAGACGGAAUAGGGACGUAGAAACACAGAUGAAAGUCAAGUUGGCUUUGAAAAGAAACGUAAACGAUCUUUUUUGGAUGGGGGGAGUGAGGUACAUGGCAAACAAAGUAUUUGAUGCGUGAACAUUUCUACUAUUAUAAGGUAUGUUAAGCAGUAACGAGAAGAUAAAGCUUUCAGCUUAAGACAGAGCAACCCAACUGCUUCUAGAUCUUCAGAUAGAAAAGAAUGCGAUACUAGUAACUCACAAUAUGACACAAUUUACGUUUUCUUUGCGUUGCCAUCCCUCAAGGUUUUUGUUCCACCAUCUUGUUUGUAACAUAUAGAUUGACGAGAUCUAGCUCGUAUGGAAAAAGGUUUAUGUUAUGGUACAAACAAAAAUUUCUUAGUUCAAGUAAUUAUAAAUUUCAAGUUUCAAGUCCCAUGAAGAAAGUGUCUAGACGAAUUACACUCUGCAUGACCAAGGAAGUUAUGUAUGUCACUUGAACUUACGAACAAGCUUAAGACAAUAAAGGCAAUGAUCUAUUCAA